This is a messenger RNA of Gaeumannomyces tritici R3-111a-1, 846 nucleotides long. RefSeq lists its product as hypothetical. Bases 1 to 846 code for a protein of 281 amino acids. Lineage: Eukaryota; Fungi; Ascomycota; Sordariomycetes; Magnaporthales; Magnaporthaceae. The transcript has a single exon. The record is from RefSeq and is a predicted model, not a curated record.
AUGGGUGACAGGCUGGGCUCUGGCAGUGGCCAAGCCGUCCCGGACGGCUUGCCCCAACUCUCGGUUUGGGGCAUCGAUAUGCGCGAGGAGGCAAACGAGCCCCAAGCAACGGAGACGGAUAACCACCUGAUCGGCUAUCUGGCCAUGGCUGAGAUGAUCAGCCAGUCCGGGUUAUGUGAAUACUGCCAGACUACUCUCGCCAAGCACCUCAUCAACGAGGAUACGGCCAUCCGUCGGCCCAUACACUCAGGGGGCCUCUACGAGCCCAACCGCCACGGCUCCGAGCACUGGACGGCAGGCACAAGCAUCGCCACCUUCCUGGGACCUCACGUGGUCGACACGCCGCCACGGAGCCACCUGCCGACCACUCCCCACUCCCAGGCCAGCCGCAAAGACCGCUGGGCUGCUCGGAACCUCGCCUGCUUCCGGCGCAGGUGGCUCAACGACCCGGCCUGGCGGCAGCGCCGGCUGCGCGGCUGGCUCUCGCGGCUCUGCCGGCCCCUGACCUUCCGGCCCGCGCCGCCCGCGGAGGGCGUGCCCGCGGCGGCGGGCCACAACGUCUGGGAGCUCAAGCUCUGGCACGCGUGCGCAGGGCGGUACGACCUCGUCGACCUGGCGCAGGGGCGCGACGUAAGGGAGUGGGCGCGCCUGGCGCGCAUGCACCUCGUGACGUGCGAGAGCGCCGAACUGGGCGGCGGCCGCUGCCUGUGCAAGGACGUCGACCACCGCCCGGUCCAGGACCCGGCUCGCCUCGCGUGGUACCAGGGCCAUAUCUCUUUAGAUAGACGAGUCUGCUACGUCUCCGGAGGCGGCCUUUGCUGGUCACGUUGGCACGUACCUAUAUAG